GUGAUGUCACAAGGCAUGACGCUUGCAGUUCUCCUUAAGUCCCCUUCUGCACAGGUGGAGGUAGGGACCUGUCCUUUUCUCUCCCAAUCCAAUUAUGUCUUGUACUCCCCAGCGCAGUACAGAGGCCCUUGCUACCCCUGACAUAUACCCACGACCAACCAUGUCUACACUCAGCUCCGGUGUGAACAGAGUGCAGCUGUGACUCCCAGGACCGAGUGAGAGCAGAGCAGGUACACCGCCACCACCUUCGUCGUCGUCGUCAUCGUUCUGAUCCACGGAAACCAUGACGAAAACAACUACUUGCUUGUAUCACUUCGUUGUUUUGAACUGGUACAUUUUCCUCAAUUAUUACAUCCCACAGAUUGGAAAGGAUGAGGAGAAACUAAAGGAAUUCCAUGACGGUGGACGGUCCAAGUACUUGACACUCCUGAAUCUGCUCUUGCAGGCCGUUUUCUUUGGGGUCGCCUGCCUGGAUGAUGUGCUAAAAAGAGUCAUCGGAAGGAAAGACAUCAAGUUCAUCACCUACUUCAGAGAUCUGCUUUUUACUACGCUGGCUUUUCCUUUAUCCACAUUUGUAUUCUUGGUAUUCUGGUCCCUCUUCCACUACGACCGGAGCCUCGUUUACCCCAAGGGCUUGGAUGAUUUCUUUCCAGCAUGGGUUAAUCACGCAAUGCAUACCUCCAUAUUUCCCUUUUCCCUGGCUGAAACCGUUCUCAGACCACACAACUAUCCAUCGAAGAAGCUAGGACUCAGCUUGCUGGGUGCCUGUAAUUUUGCCUACAUUAUCAGGAUCCUUUGGCGCUACGUUCAGACCGGAAACUGGGUGUACCCCGUGUUUGCCUCCCUCAGCCCGCUGGGUAUUAUUCUCUUCUUCUCAGCCAGUUACAUCCUGAGUGCCAGCCUCUACCUGUUUGGAGAGAAGAUCAAUCACUGGAAAUGGGGUGCCACAGUGAAGCCACGGAUGAAGAAGAAUUGACUACACACUGUUUUCCAAGAAACAUGGAAGAAGAAACUUAAGAACUGGUCCAAUUUCUAUUAUUCUCCUUCUUCUUAUUUCUUUUUGGACCAGGGUGGAAUUGCUUGGGGAGAUAAAAAGGAUGGAGAAUGUUGCAUAGUUUUAAUAAAGAGCAUGAAGGGAGCUUGGCUUGGGAUCUCCUGGUUUUCUAAAAGACUGACCAAUAAUUCUUCACAUGUCAGAAUCUGUUAUGUUUGUCUGACCUCCAUGGGAGAUUUUGUUUCUGGCUAAAAUAAAGGCUAAAUAAGCUUAUUUUAAA
Rattus norvegicus (Norway rat) is the source of this 1274-nucleotide messenger RNA. RefSeq names its product androgen-dependent TFPI-regulating protein (gene Adtrp). Gene Ontology annotation, biological process: negative regulation of lymphocyte migration; positive regulation of gene expression; negative regulation of blood coagulation. Bases 284 to 976 code for a protein of 230 amino acids. Gene Ontology annotation, cellular component: cell surface; membrane; caveola. The transcript has 7 exons. Gene Ontology annotation, molecular function: FAHFA hydrolase activity. The record is from RefSeq and is marked validated. NCBI's taxonomy places the organism in Eukaryota, Metazoa, Chordata, Mammalia, Rodentia, Muridae.